This is a messenger RNA of Porites evermanni, 6574 nucleotides long. NCBI's taxonomy places the organism in Eukaryota, Metazoa, Cnidaria, Anthozoa, Scleractinia, Poritidae. The record is from the annotation of a GenBank genome assembly.
GGUCAUGUGAGUCAAGCUCUUGAAUUCUUUGUUGGUACAUUGUCCAUUGCAAAGUGUAUUGUGAUCCUUGUUGUCCCUCUGUUACUCAUGUAUACCUGUCAUCAAGUGCAUGGAAAACAUUUUGGCUCUCCCAGGGGUAAGUAUACACCUCAGGAGCCAGGGAAAAUUAUCAUCAAUUAUUAAUUAUUUUUCCUUAGCACCAAGAUCAUAUUUACCCAAAAGAGCAUUGCAUAUUAAAUUUUUGGACUUGUUGGUGAAGCAGUUGUAACACUCUAGUUACUCAUUCUUUCUUUCUUUUUGUUUUUUGUCCAAAGAUACAAAGUUUUUAUAAACAUUUUUAACCAAGCAAGUGGGAGCUUAUUCAAAGCAGGCUGGGUGUUAAGGGAGUGGGCGACGGGACCUUAUUAAAAUAAUUUUCUAUGACAUGGAGAUAGAGUAGCUUAAUACUGUCCAAAUGGAGAAGAAACUCAAUUGACCAGUGCAAAGUUUGAGAAGUGAUAAAGCAAGACAAUUAACUACAAACAUCCUUAUCCUGCUGUUAUGAUUUACUAUGUCGUAGUUCAGAGUUCAACUUUUUGGUCGUAGUAAUGUAAAUGUCCAACUGGUUGGCCUUCCACAUGUUUGCUCGCAGAUGCCAGAAGAGAUAGAAAGCCUACAGAUAUCCCUCUAUUGCGUAUUGGGGUUUUGCUUUGGGUUAUUUGUUUCUAAUUAUAUUUUCUGAGGAGUUAUUCUGAGCAGUCCAGAUCUGCCACUAUGCGCGAUUUAAGGCUGAUUUUCACUAGCGACGGAAUCGGAGUCGGAGUCGUAUUCAGAAGCGUAAAACUUUACGAUCUUGUGAAAACAGCGUUGUCGGAGUCGCAAGCAGAAGCGGAACAGUUACUAAACUUUCAACUUUCAUUUUUUAUUUAAAUUCGUAAACCAAAGCAAUCACAAAGCGUGGGAACGUGCAUUGUGAUUUAUCCUUCCGCUCCCGCUUCCGACUCCGACAAUCUGGUUUUCACUUGAUCAUAAAGCGGAACGUAAGCGACGGAGUCGUAAGCGGAGUCGGAGAAAAAAGGGAACGUUCGUGAUUCUUCUGAUUCCGUCGCACCUAUGACUGGGCUUAUGACUUCGAUUUUGGAUUUUCACUAGGUCACAAGCGCUAUAAAAAAGCGACUCCGGUUACGACUCCGACUCCGUCGCUAGUGAAAGCCAUCCUUUAGGAGGAGCUUUCAGGGAUGAAAAACUAAGCUAAACUAAGCUAAACUAAGCCAUCCGCUACUACUACUCGUAGUCUAAAUACCAAAGGCAAGAGAAAGUUCUUUUUUUACACUCGGGACAUGUUCCAUUAGGUGCUCUAUGGAUAACAAAGUUUCUCUGUAUCUCCAUCCGUGCCUGCGCCUUUCUGAAAAUAGAGGCGAUUGUGUACAAUCUAACUUUAACCAAAAAUUAAUAAUUUUUGCUAGUUUAAGACUGUAUGCUUGGUUUACACGUUAACAAUUAACGCAACCGCCGUCUGCUUUUUCAUUUCUAAGUGGCCGUUGGACGUGAACAUGCGAAUACUAAAAAGACCAUUUCUCCCGAGAACAUAACGGAUACAGCUGAAUAUGUUGCCAAGAAACGUCGCAGACGGAAGAAAAAGGGUAGAACAGAAAAUUCUGAUGACCAAGAACCGAAGGGCGGACAUAAGGCGAGGGAGAAAAGUGCUACACAAGGCAAAGACGAGAAGUUAGUCGUGAUAAAAAUACUGAAAAGGGAUGCAUGUAAAACUGGAGACGUUAGUGGUAAUGCUGACAAAACUGCCGCAGUUAACGGUGUUGCAGAUGGAAGGAAGAAAGCUGAACACGUUGCUGCAAAAUCCAGUGAGAGUUCCUGUGCAACAGUUUCUGUUAAUGGCGUCAAAGUCGAUGAGAAACGCGACGAAUUUGUUGGUAGAAAUGGUGGUAAGGCUUUGGGAAGUGACGACGCCAAAAGUUGUGAGUUGUUAGGAAGACAUGAAAGUAAGUAUAAAAAGGCAUGCAAGAAAGAGGUAGCUUUAAAGAGUGCUACAGACAAAAGUAAAAAUCGCGACGAUUCCUGGGUUGUAAAAGAGCUAAAGGAGGUCAAGAGCGUUGGCGAAGGCCCGAGAAAACCUUUCAAGAAUGCGGUCUGUUUAGUGCUUGACCAGGUCGCCGAUUGUGAAAAAAAGAAACCUCGAGAAGUUAACAGCCCUCGGAACCCUAACCUAGGCUCUGAAGGCGAGAGGAUAAUUGAUCCCACUAGAAUUGAGGAUAGUAACGCAGGCUAUGAUUGCACACCGUGUAGUAAGCAGAUACAGACGGAUACUAAUUACGUCGCUGAUAGUCACGUGACUGAUUGUAACGUGACUGGCCGAGCGGUACCCAGUAAGAGCGGAAAUAAAGGGCGCACCUGUUGUGGUGGGUCAUCUGAAGGACAUCAGAGCUCGGCUAGUGCAAACACUCAUAACAAGACAAAGGGCACGCCUGCAAGGCGAAAAUCAUUCGAUCGUAACGCAGAGAAAAGUCAACAGCAUUUGUCUAAUAUUAACCAAACAAGGCAAGCAGUACCUUUUGAUCAUAGCUUGGGGACGGCUCCACGCCAGGGUAAGCUAACGGAAAAUGAUUGUCGCCCAAACCAGAGCCAAAGAAGGCGGAGAUCUUCCGACAGUACCUCAAAAGGAGAUCGUAGAGAGAGUGAGUCUCACCAAAAUUAUCGAUUUUGUGCGAACGGGAAAAGAAUACGACGAAGAUCCGUCGAUGCCGUCUCGGAAUACGAUCAGAGAGUGAUUGAGCGUCCGGGAAAUUAUCGAGAGUGCCAAGACGAGGGUGAGAGAAGAAAAACGUCUUCGGACAAUGAUGCUACCGGAAUUGAACUUCCGGGAUGUCAGCGAGAUUGCCAGACCGAAGACCAAAAAACACGAGGGUCUUCCGAUUAUCCCACAGAGAAUGUUUCAAGAAUAAAUGAUCCGUUUAACAAAAAGCAGCCGAUGGACCAUCAAAGAAGACGAAGAUCUCUUGGUGGCUUCUCGGAAAACCAUUCUCGAGGGAUUGAAGUUCCGGAAACAAACCGAGACUGUGACGAAGAUCAAAGAAGACGAAAGGCUUCAGACAGUGACACUACAGGAAGUGAGUUUUUGAAAAAUCGCCGAAAUUACCAAAUUGAGAAGCUACGAAGACAGAGGCCUUCCAAUCAUUACUCGGAAAACGAUUCAAGGGUGAAUGGCUCGUUCAGGAAACAUCAACAUCCUGCGGAUCAUCAACGAAGACGAGGAUCUUCCGAUCGCACUUCAGAGAGUGAUUAUAUUCAAGGUGAGAUUCCAGAAAAUCCCCAACAUCGAUCUGAAAACCGAAGAAGGCGAAAAUCUUCCGAUUGCACCUCGGAAAGUGAUCCUGUACAGGGCGAGAUUCUAGAAAAUUCCCGACAUCAGCCCGACGACCAAAGAGGGCGAAGAUCGUUCAACCGCACCUCGGAGAAUGAACUUUCCCAGGGAGAGAUUCAUGAAAACUUCCGACAUCGACCUAACAACCGAAGAAGACGAAGAUCUUUCGGCCGCACCUCGGAGAGUGAUCCUAUAGAGGGCGAGAAUCCGGAAAAUCCCCGACGUCGACCCGACAACAGAAGAAGGCGCAGAUCCUACGAUAACACCACUGAGACUGAACCUGGAAGAAGCAAACCUCUAGUAAACCGUAGACGUUCUGAAUCUGAUAACAAAGAUCACGUCGAGUCUGAAUGCGCAGAUGAAUACACACGAGUGAAAGUUGGGUUCUCAACGGAAACGUCCACAGGUAAGCCGUAACAACUUCUGUAACGAUUUAAGCCAACCGGUCGUUCCCUGAAGGAAGGGGUAGUGUCAUAGUCAACCUGAAUCGCUCUGUGAUAUCAUCCCUGAUCAUAUCGAUAUUUGGAAACAGCUGAGUCGUUUGUUCAUUUCAAUGGUAUUUAAACUAUAUCGUGACAUGGCGCAAGUCGUAUCACCCAAUUCCCCUUUUUGCGCUCUGAUAUAUAGUUAGUUAAAAGUAAAGGUAGUCAAUAGUAUCGAUAUAAGAAUUUAAAAAAAUUGAGUUUUCGGGGAUCUGAGUUUUCGAGACACCCAGGGGGUCUGAGUUUUUUGAGGUCUGAGGUCUGUGUUUUCGAGGUCUGAGUUUUCGUAACACCCGAGAACCUCUCCGUAUUUGGUCAGAUUGAAAAUCUUAGAAGGGAUAAAAUUGCUUCGAAGACAUUUACAUCAAAUUCAGGGAAACUGAGCUGGUAGAAAUUUCAUAACUCGGGGUCGGCCAGGGUUUUUAAGUUUACAGUAUUUUAUGCGUAAAUUUGGGUAUAAAGUAUUCACUCACAACUAAUUUUGGAUAUAAAGUAUACCGUGGUUUUCUUAAUUUUGGUAUUUUACACGAGUUUUAGUAUAAUUUUUGGUAUAUUGGAAGGUUUAUUGGUAUUUUGGUAUUCCACUCCCCUCCCCCCCCUCCCCCGGCCGACCCUGAUAACUGCUUCGCAUGUGAAUUCACGGCUCAUUUCGCAUGCAAGAAUACAGAGAUGAGUCUGAAAUCCAAAACUACCAACGGAUUUAACUUUCGAAUGAUAAAUACAUUAAUGGAGUCAUGGGGGUACACUUGACCUGGCUUGACUGUAAAAAAAAAAUUGAUCGUCUCAUUGUGUUCAUUUUUUGUUUUGAUUUAUUUUGGCUUUGAAUUUGGACAGAAAGAUAAAGAAUAAGCCGGCUGUAAAAAGGGUGAUAAAGGCUUAGAAAACUUGCAUUUUGUACUCUCUUCGCAGUUGAUUGAGCCAGAAACACAGGGCGCGAUCCAUUCAACCAAAAUUCCAACCGGUCCGACCGGGAAAAGUGGUCCACCUCAAAAGGUGGCCCCGUUUUUUCGAAACUUUUCCGGUUGGACCGAACCGAUCCAUUGAGUUUUGGACCGAAAUUUCCGGAAAGUUUGGUUGAAUGGAUCGCGCCCACAAACUAAAAGGUAAAAGGGCCUUGUGCGUUUUAUUUUUCCAAAGCGCAUUCCGAAUGACUUCAUGAUAUGGGUAACUUGUCCGGGCACGGACUUUUCUUUUUACCAACGCAGCUGUUUUAGUACGUCUUGUAAAGGAAAGUGUAUGUAAGCAGGGAUCUGUUUUAGAAGUUGUGAUUGUUAUAUCAGGUGAUCUUUCCCAUUGACACAUCGGGGUAAGGAGGCUUAAAUCGUAGCUUCUCUCGAAAGCGCUUGUCAGAGAAACACAAUUUUGCAUUAUCGCUGUACCAACGAUUUUAUCUUUUUUGGCAGCUGUUUAUGACGCAGUGAUGAAUCCAACUGCAGAUGACGAAGUCUUCGAGAUUGCUUCAACUAUGGACGAACCGCACGUAGCAGAGGCGACAGACACGAAUGGCGGACAAGAAACAUCUUCGGAAAGUCUACAGAGCCAAUUUAAGAUCGACCCGGCUGUGCGCGAGAGGUUAUUAAACCCCAAAUACCCCGUGAUUGUUCCAGAUAGACCACUGGAACAUAUUAGUUACCGCGAUAAAAACUGGCGACCUGAAGAAAUCAGAGGCGCAAAUAAGUCGCUGGUAGGAGGUAUAUUCGGAAGUAAGUGGCGAAGAAAAAUGGAAAAGAAGGAACGUGAGCAGGAAAUGAAAGAACUUGCGGAAGAGGAAAAACGGAAAGCCGAGCUAAAGGAAUGGAGUGAUAAUAUAUGCCCUACGUUUAUGGUCUGGGGCGUUUGCCAUCGAGGGGACAACUGUCAUCUUCGCCAUCCUUCUUAUCGAUACCUCGAGCGACCACCGCGAAAGAAAGAGAGCUCUGAAUCUCGUCCGGAGAAACAAAAGCCGGAUCCAAAUUCUUACGCAGCUGUUCUUGGAAAAAGUCCCGAACCAAAGGAGUUUUUUAACGAAGCAGUGCUCCUAGCUGAAAGUAAAACAGAGGUAAAUAAGAUAUCGUUUGCUAACGUGCUUGUUAGCUCACAGAGAGACCGCGAAACGAGUAAGGUUCCUGUGCCGAAGACAAGUUAUGAAGAGGCUUGGCCAUCUCUUGGGUCGCCUGUGAAAGGGCAGGGUAAGGUACCCAGCAGGGCCCCUGCAAGUGGACCUAAGGCGUGGAGCACUCAGAAAGGACCCUGGAUCCUUAAGGAGCAAAACAGUGAAACCAGUAACUUGCAGACUGUGAGCGACGCGGCCAUAGCUCAGGAACUGCAAGCUGAUGAGUACAUGCAGAUGGAACCGGAAGAAUACGAUGAUUAUUCUUACUAUGCAGAAGAGGACUAUGAUUACAACGAAGACAGUUACUACGAUCAAGACCCAGAUAAUAAUGACGACGAAGAAAAUCAAAGGUCGUUUAUAGACUCUCGUCACCAAACGAAAGUUCUUGAGCUGGAGGAGUUUAAUUCGCGGCUGCCGACGAGCGCAGUUAUAACAGAACAGGACUCAACGUCGCCCAGAGAAUCCAUCCCACAGCAGGUACAAGACAGUCCUUGUGACAUCUGUAUGGACAGGCCAAAGGAUGCUACCCUGGUUUGUGGCCAUAGGUUCUGUUAUCAGUGUGCGUUACAGAUGCGACUGGAUGAACGCGUUUGUGCCAUCUGUAGACGAUGCAUUGUCUCAGUUAUUAAAACAUACAACUGA